AUGGCGUGGAGGUUGCGAAGGGCCAGGAGCGGCACGCUCUUCCUUGUGGCCCUUGUGGUGGCUGCGCUGCUGCAAGUCAGGCAUCAGGCAGCCGCUGGCGCGAACAACGUCUUUGUGCUCCCGCCCCAGAUCUUGAAGGAGUCGGUGUCGCCCAUGUCCGCCGACUCGUCCACGGCAGCAAGUACGGCCAAUUUGGCUAAAAACAUCGUGGGUGCUGGCGUGCUCUCGUUGCCCUCCGGAGCAGCCAAGGUGUUAGAUGCAGCUUCUAGCUCUGGAGUAGGUACUCAUGAUACGAAUGUCUCAGUGCUCUUGCUCCUGUACGUGAUCUUUGGUGCCCUGAAUGCCUACGGCUUCUACCUCAUUGGCGAGGUGUGUGAGCGCACCGGAUCUCGCACAUACCAAGAGGCUUGGACAAAGGCUCUUGGCCGCCAGUUUGCAUGGAUGCCAAGCGCGGCGUCCGUGAUUUGCAGCUUCACUGGCAUGGUGGCUUGCGUCUCCGUGAUUGGAGACACAGCCUCGCAGUUGUUGAUGUCAAUGGGCCAGGACAUGGUUCCCAAGGAGAUGUUGCUCGGGGGCAUCUCAUCCUGUGUUCUCCUUCCAUUGUGCUUGCUGCCAUCCCUCUCGCCUUUGGCCUUCGCUUCAGUUCUGGGACUCCUGGGCGUCAGCAUUCUCGCACUGAUGAUGCUCUUACGUUGGUUCGACGGGUCCUAUGAGCUGGGAGGAAGCUUCUACAGUGAUGCAAAAACAACCCUGGAUCUUCUGACAAAGACCCAGGCGCCAUCGCAGCCCAACGACAACCUCUUGUUCCAGCAAAUCUGCAUCUUCGCAGCCAUUCUGUCGAAUGCUUUCUCUGCACAUUUCAAUGCGCCUACCAUCUUCAACGAGCUGGAGCCACAGCCAGAUGCCAGAGGGCGGACAAGCCGGCUCCCACAACUCGCGACAGUCACCACCACAGCCUUUGCCUUAUCAGGCUUGAUCUUCUGGGUCAUCACCAUGGCAGGCUUCGAGACGUUUGGUGCUCAUGCAGGCGCCUCCAUCCUUAACAGCUACUCCGCAGCUGACCCUUUGGUUGCCGUGGCAAGGGUAGGCCUCGGCCUGUGCGUGCUCUUUGAGUUCCCGCUUCUCGAGCGCUGCUUUCGGAAAACGGCUGUGGAAGUCCUGGGCCUUCCAAAAUGGGUCGAAGAGCACGCGCUGGCUGCGGUGGCCUCGGUGGGGCUCUCCGUGGCGUUGGCCUCGUUUCCUGGCUUCGGUUUGGACAAGACCUCCGCUUUGGGGGGUGCACUCGGCGUGCCUCGGAACGCAGAAGGUGCAGAUUCAGAAGCCUAUCUACAGGCCUUGCGGCACGGGCCGGCCUGGCCGUCUGAAAGCUGA
This is a messenger RNA of Symbiodinium natans, 1371 nucleotides long. The record is from the annotation of a GenBank genome assembly. NCBI's taxonomy places the organism in Eukaryota, Dinophyceae, Suessiales, Symbiodiniaceae.